AUGCAGCUCAAAAUUGGAUUCUCAUAUAUUUUGCUGUCGCUCCUGCUGGGUGCACAGGCCAAGCCGACCUUCUAUGUGAUAAACAAGUUGCUGGACGCACUGGAUGAUAGACCCCAUUACUCCAGGCCGCCAUCGUAUUAUGAACCCGUACGACCUUCUGGACCACUUAUACAGGAGGGCUACGAUCAUGGCUAUGAUUAUUACUAUGGAGGUGGUGGUGGACAUAGCUAUGGAAAUGGUGGAGGGACUGUUGGACAUCCCUAUGGCCAGGCGCCUCCUGCCCGUGGCUACUAUCCAAGACCGGUGCAGGGACCAGUGAAGGGUUACUAUGGGGAGCCUCAAUAUGAAUAUCAUCACUAUGCACCCAGUGGACCAGCUUAUGGACAUGGUUAUGGCAGAUCAGAUCCAGCUAGAGUUGGUGGCUACAAGCAGCAUGGCUAUUAA
Molecule: messenger RNA, 444 nt
Organism: Drosophila grimshawi
Lineage: Eukaryota; Metazoa; Arthropoda; Insecta; Diptera; Drosophilidae
Gene: Srg1
Product: 5'-3' exoribonuclease 2
Exons: 1
Coding region: 1-444 (147 amino acids)
Source: RefSeq, a predicted model, not a curated record